Cordyceps militaris CM01 is the source of this 804-nucleotide messenger RNA. RefSeq names its product amino acid transporter, putative. Gene Ontology annotation, molecular function: amino acid transmembrane transporter activity. Gene Ontology annotation, cellular component: membrane. Gene Ontology annotation, biological process: amino acid transmembrane transport. The transcript has a single exon. Bases 1 to 804 code for a protein of 267 amino acids. The record is from RefSeq and is a predicted model, not a curated record. Lineage: Eukaryota; Fungi; Ascomycota; Sordariomycetes; Hypocreales; Cordycipitaceae.
AUGUUUGGCACCAAGAGCAGUCCGCCAACAUCUCGAGGGCCUUCCCUUCGCACAUCCUCGGAGAAGCCUGGACACACCUCGCAUUCCGAGGGUGCAGAUGAAGGAACCAGUGGGCUUUAUCCAGCGACGACGGCCGGGGAGCUCCAUCGUGAGAUGUCCAUCCGGACUAUCUUCAUGCUCGGCAUCGGAGGAGGCAUAGGCACUGCGCUGUUUGUUAGUAUCGGCGGCGCCCUCAACACCGCCGGUCCCGCCAACCUUCUUCUCGGCUUCCUCGUCUAUAGCAUGGUCCUGGCCAACAUCAACAACUCAAUGGCUGAGAUGACGACCUACAUGCCCAUUAGCGGCAGUUUUAUUCGGCUAGCCGGCCACUGGGUUGAUGACGCUCUCGGGUUUGCAGGUGGCUGGAACUUUUACGUCUACCUCGGUCUCAUUAUCCCUUUUGAGAUUACAGCCCUGAGUCUCGUACUGUCUUACUGGAGCCCGCACAUUCCUGUGGCGGCCAUUUGUGCCGCUUGCAUCGUGCUCUACAUGUGGGUUCCUGGACCUCGGUGUCGUCGCUUGGAAAUCGCUAACAGUUACUUUGCCCCCAGCGCCAUCAAUGUCUUUGCGGUUCGCAUACCUAGCCAAACACCUUCAACUAAAGCGUUUUGGAAAGGAUUUUGGGCCACAGGUGUGAAUUCAUGUGACCUCAAGGGUGUUGAGUUGAAUGACAGUUACAAAUUAAUAGUAGUGUCUAAUCUUGACAAUAUGUUUUACUACCACUCUGGCAAGCGCCGGACGUACUCGCCUGAUCAUAGGCGCUAG